Messenger RNA from Calypte anna (Anna's hummingbird), 5101 nucleotides. RefSeq names its product KIAA0586 ortholog. Bases 145 to 4980 code for a protein of 1611 amino acids. Gene Ontology annotation, cellular component: ciliary basal body; centriole. The record is from RefSeq and is a predicted model, not a curated record. The transcript has 32 exons. Gene Ontology annotation, biological process: smoothened signaling pathway. NCBI's taxonomy places the organism in Eukaryota, Metazoa, Chordata, Aves, Apodiformes, Trochilidae.
GGUGCGGGACGAGGGGAAAAGCGUUCCCCUGGAGCUUUCAGACUGCUUUCCCUGCGCGGGAGUAAGCGGAGCAGCGCUGCUGUAGCCUUAGCGCUUGUCCCGCAGGAGCGGCCUGCUCGUCAGGGCCUGCGUGAGGAGAUCCCCAUGGAAGCGGGAAGCAGCUCCAGCCUCAGCCAGGACUCCUUGGCCAGCCUGACGGCGGGUGACGUGCUCAUUCACUCCACGGGUGUCCUGAGGGAGAAGCCCAUCGAGGCUGUGACACGGGCUGGUGGCCGUCCCAAGAAAGUGACGAUCGCUGUCAAGAGGCUGCGGGAAGCGGCGUCCCCCGGCCCGGCAGCUGAGCCGGCUCUGGCCGGAGACAGAGCACCCUCCAGCGUCUCUCCGGCCUCGGUAGCAAGUUGGGUUCGGUUCGAUGGAGUGACCCAAGUGACCCACGGACCUUCCCGCAGCGCGGCACCGGGAGUCUCAGGUACCAAAGGACACCCAGAACCUCUGCUUGCAAUAGAAAACUCUGCAGAGUCCUUGUUUUCAUCCCAGAUGGAUUAUCCCAGAGAAGCUGCAGAUCAGGAAGAUCCUUCACUGCUGCUGGAAGACAGCAGAAGACCUGAAGAUGAUGUCUUUAUUUCUCAAUAUGCUGCUGGUCAGAAGGAGGCUCUGAGAGCUGUGUUAAAGCAAAAAACUCAAACUACUCCUGUACUUAAAGAGGUGAAGGUGCAGCUCCUAGGAAACCCCUCAGUGGAGAAGAAGGAAGAUGUUGGUCAUGACACCAGGGAAGUGGAUUCUGCAGCCACCAUUGCAGCAGCAACUGCUGCUGCCAUUGCUACCACAGCUCCACUUCUUAAAGUUCAAAACGAUUUGGAAGCAAAAGUUAAUUCAGUUUCAGCAUUACUUCAUCAGCUCCGGGAGACAGAGACACAACUGCAGGGUGUUGCUGAACAGCAAACAAAUACAAAGUAUCAGCAGGAGAAGCCCCACUGCCAUGAAAGGGUCACUGAGCUGGAAAAACAACUGAGUUCUCUCAUGGUGCAACGGAUUCAGCACCUGGAAAAGCUGCAGGAGCAACAAAUGAAUAUUCAGUCUCACCUCAUCAGCUCUGCAGUCAACAUGAGGGCCUUACAGCAGAGUCACAACCCUUCCUCCAGCCUCCUGACAAAACAGGCUGAGAACCCAGAACAGCAACUGCUGAAGAACCAAGAAUCUUUAUAUCAGAGGGCUUCAUUUCCUACCAGUGCUCCACCUGCUCAAGCAAAUUCAAGCCAAUUUCAAAGUCAUGGGAUGCAUUCACAAAAAUAUUCUCUAAUAACACCAGUUCCUCGGAGAUAUGUUCCAGAACCUGUAUCCAAAAAUGUGAAAAUCUCAGGGAAAGAAAACCCUGUAACAGAAAAGGAAAAUAUUCCCAAAUCCAUGAAUGAAGGUGAAGAGAGACUUGCUGAGCAUAUUCUGAGUUCUCAAGAAAUGCCACUGAGGCGAAUGGAAUCUUCAGAGAAGGCAGCAUUAAAGAGUGAUAAAAUGAGCUUGUAUCCUGGGAGAGACAGGAAUACUGCUUUGUGUACAGACUCAGCCCCCACUUUGGAAAACUCCUUCCAAAACUGCAAAUCAAUUGAGAAAACUGUGAAAAAAGCAGAUGAUUUACUUCAAGAUCUUGGGCAGUUGAGAAGAGAAAUGCGUGACAUGCUGCAGGAAGCAAAUUCAUGGAAGACAGACAUGAAUGACCUUAUUAAGCCAAAAAACCCAACUGUUGCUGCUGAGCCUCAAGGACAUCAUCAGCUGAAGAAAACAUCCAUCCUUGAAAAUGUUAAAGUGCCAAAAUCCAUACUGAGGGAUGCUGAAAGGAUUUUGAGAGGGGUUCAGAACAAUAAGAAAGUUCUUGAAGAUAACUUGGAGGCUGUUGUCCGUGCAAAAGAUGGAGAUGCCAUGGAUGCUUUUAUUAAUGCCUUGGCUACAAACAGGGAUGCAUUUGAAGAGAUUCGUAUCAGGAAGACUGUGGAUGAGUGGAUUAAGGCAAUCAGUGCAGAAAUCCAGGCUGAAAUGGCAAGCAAUGAUUCAGAACAAGUGAAAUAUGAUCAAAAGGUCCCGUGGAUUAAGAGAGCCCAAAACAUCAAGGUUAUGAAGACCAAUAAAGAAAUUAAAGCAAAAACUGAAAAAACUCAAGGAUGCUCAACAAAGAAGCCUUUAUCUGCAGCUAAGCCAUUACAGAAGCAAGCAGAAGAUAACACAAGCAAGCAGAGGUUUAGACCUUACUUUUCUUCUGAAAAUUUUCAGAGGGAAGCAAAAAGGGCACAUGGACCUGUGAACAGCAGAGCAGUGAUACAAAAUGAAGACCACCUGUGGCAAAUUUAUGGGAAACCCAUUUACCAGGGCCAUCGCAGCACUCUUAAAAAAGCACCAUAUCUGAGAUUCAACUCUCCCUCUCCCAAAUCUAAAGUUCAAAGACCCAGGGUCAUAGAGUGUGUUAGAGGUACAAAGAUGAAGUCAGCAAGAACCCAAACUUCUCGCCCACAGAAGGUGGCAACCAGCCCUAAGAGUCAGCAUCAUUUUUAUGCACUUAGCCAAGAAAAUCAGUAUCUCUUCAGUCCAAGUCGAGAUGUUCCUGAGGUCUCUGGUCCACUUGAAGGUCACCUAAUUCCUAUGGCUAUCCCACUAGGUCAAACCCAAAUUAGUGACAUCUCACUGCAGCCUGCUGGAGUCGUGAUAGGUAAACCACACCCUGUUACAGUUACAACUUCUCUUCCUGAAGUGCCACCAAAACCACCUGAUGAAAUAAAAAAGCCAAACAUAGCUGUGAUAGGGAUGAGAUCAGAGAAAAAAGAUCCACCUCAGCUGACUGUACAGGUGUUACCAAGUGUGGAUAUUGACAGUAUUUCAAGUGCCAGUGUGAGUGUAAACCAAGUUCUUCCAUGCUCUGAACCUGUGCUUCCUCCUGUCCAUUCUGUAAUACAGACUCCAGAAGAUGCACCUAGUGAAGAGGAAGACACAAAGAUUCCAGGAACUAAUUUCAUUGAUGUUACUGAUGUCAUGCAGGAUCAGGAAGAGGAGGUGGAUGAAAUUCCAGAAUUCUUUGAGCCUCUUCUGGAGCUGAAUGGGCAGUUUAAAGUUUCCUCCCCAAAAUACAAUGGCCCUUUGUUUCCUCCUGUGGCUUCUGCUCCUCAACAGUCUUCUGAUGUGUUAGAUGAACUGAUACAAAGGAGAGAAACUAUAGAAAACAAGCUGAUAAACUGGGUGGAACAAGAAAUAAUGGCAAAAAUUAUCAGUGGAAUGUACCCAGUUCAGAAAGAAACAGUGCCCAGUGUUAGCAUCUCAGAGAGUGAAGACAGUGAGACUGUAGCCUCUGACAUUGUUGAGGUUGCAGGUGGUGGAGGGUUUCAACUCUUCAUCAAUGCUGGUGUGCCUGUGGACUCAGAAAUGAUCAGUCAUUUUGUAAAUGAAGCUCUCAGUGAGACAAUAGCAACCAUGCUGGGUAACAAGCAGCCUCAGAAAGCAAUUCCUGCUACAAAUGUUCUUCCAAGUGUGAUUAUGAAGGAUUCUCCUGUGCCUACUCCAUUGCCAACACCCCAGGCCACACCACCACAAACACCACCUUCAGAAAAAGAAUUGCCUCUGGUCAAAACUCCAGAAUCUUCUCUAUCUCUUACAGAAAUGAGUGGGGCUGUUUGCGAGCAUGAAAAAAUUAAAGAAACAGGAGUUGGGGUUCCAGCUGCUACUGGUUGUGUUGGCACACCUGUGAUUACCCCUGUCAAUACACCUCCCAGAACAACCACACCAAGCCCUCCUGCCUCAGAAGGAGUCUCUGAAGCUGCAAAAAUGGAAAGUCCAAAGCCUUCAAAGGCAUGGGAUGAUGCAGAACUUCCUCUGGAAGAAGAGAAACUCAGUCCUGAAACUGAAGAACCAUUCCAUCCCAAGGCUGUUGAAAUGUCAGUGGCUAAUGAUGAGGAACCAGAGGACUUGAUUUUACCACCUCAGCAAUUGUCAGUGAACCCCUUCCAGUCACUUCCUUGCAAUCCACAGGUUCCAUCACCUGUGCCUACAGUUACUUCUGGGCAAUCCACUCAGGAAAGCAGCCUUACCCUCACAGAAACAGAAACUGCAGGCAGACCCAUCUCAGAAGGGGAGGUACUCUUCAGCAAUGGGCUGCUGGCUGCAAGAGGAUUAGCAGGAGAAGGAGGACUGUCUCUUCCAAACCUUGCUGAGAGCUUAACGAGUACUUUACAGGAUGCCAAUGAAAUGGAUUAUGAUCCUCCCAGUGAAGGGCAAGUGGUGAGAAGACUGGAUAAAGGCUUUCACAGGGACCCUGUCCUGACUCUUUUAGCCAAAUUAAAUCAAGCACCUGUUCUUGCACAAGAAGGAACAUACCAUUUGGAGGAUUCUGAUCGUAGUGCUGGGGAGCUCAGUGAAGGUCAAAGACCAAGGCUGACCAGAGCAGCAGAGAGAAUCCUCAUGGGACACUCAGUUUUUAUGGACCAUCCAACUGCUCAGACUCCUGAGAACAGACCACAGGGAGCUUUCCAUUCCUCAUCUCCAGGGCAGCUGUGCCAGACAGGAGCAGCAAUUCCUGGAGAUGCAGAUACGAGUCAUGGUCCAAUGCUUAUGGCUGAGCUAGAACUGCAACAAGUUUCAAAUCCUGUUUUGCAAGCAGCCCAACCAAGCUGCAGGGUGACAUCUCUCUCAAAGGGUCUGUCCCAGGAGAAGAGUGAAGGAGCUGCACAGGUUGAGACUGUGAGACCCCGAGUGAUAUUUGUGAGAAGGAAGUCUGAAGAGCUGCAAAAAGAAGAUACCCCUGGAGACAUGGAUCAGACACACCUGGGCACAGAUACAUACCUCACACCUUCACUUACAGGAGACGAUGCUGCCCCACAUUUGAAUUCACAUGUUUCUGCAGCAAAGGUGUCAGUGAAGCUGCCUGCCAUGAAUAUAGAUAACCAAACACAGAGUGCCAGCAGUAUAAAUGGCAAUUCAGAUUCUUCAGGGACAGAUACAUUUUAAGGCUUUCAGCUUUUUAUGACAGCUGCUGUCUGAAGAUUUUGUCACCAAUGCACUUGUCUGUCUAGUGUGAUAGUCUGAGUAUUUUAUCAAAGUUCCAGUCUUCCGGUGCUGCUUUUGUUCU